Molecule: messenger RNA, 1199 nt
Organism: Drosophila virilis
Lineage: Eukaryota; Metazoa; Arthropoda; Insecta; Diptera; Drosophilidae
Product: thioredoxin, mitochondrial
Cellular component (GO): cytoplasm
Molecular function (GO): protein-disulfide reductase activity
Source: RefSeq, a predicted model, not a curated record
ACGCAGAGACACCCGCUCCGCUGCGCCAUCGUAUCUUAAAGAAAACAGCAGUGAAUAUUUGUACAUACAUAAUUAUCUUAUCGUCGCGUCUGCAGCACUUCUGACCACGUCCAGCACACGAAUCCGUUAACAGUCGACGCUCAAUUGGGAUUCCGCCUUGCACACGUAGCUGCCUACAACAAUGCUGAAAAUCGCAGCGGAAGGCAUCGCUCCACGUCUGGCGGCCUGUUGCCUUAUCAAUAGCAGCGCCCAGAGCAGCUGCCAGCGAGUGGCGCCACAGGCGGCAAAAGCCACACAGAAGUGCCUCUCACAAUCCCAUAUGCUCCACAAGAAGCUGGUGAUCAAGGAUCACUACGAUUUCGAUCAGAAGGUCAUAAACAGCGAUAAUCCAGUAAUUGUGAACUUUCAUGCGGAAUGGUGCGAUCCCUGUAAAAUACUCACGCCCAAAAUGCUGGAACUAUUGGAGAAUUCGAAUGAAAUCGAUUUGGCGAUCAUCGAUGUGGAGGCCAAUCUGGAUUUGGUGGAAACGUUUGAGGUUAAGGCCGUGCCCGCCGUGUUGGCCUUUCGCAACGGCGUCGUCGUGGACAAGUUCAUCGGCCUGGUGGAUGCCAACAGCAUUGAGACCCUCAUCGACAAGCUCAAGCGCAAGCAGCAGCACAGUCAGUAGCUCCAACAGCAGCAGCAGCAGCAGCAGCAGCAGCGGGAUGAGUUGUAGCAGUAGCAGCAGAAGGAGGAGGAGAAGUAGCAGCAGCUCCUCUUACAUAGAUAUUAUUGUAUUUUGCGGCCUUAAGAAUUUAAUUGGUGCACGGCACAGCGGGUUACGGCGGGGCGGGUGCUCAACAUAGAAAUUAUGAUUACCAUGAAGAUUGGCUAAUUGAUCGAUUGAUCGAUAAUAUAUAUAAAUGUAUAUCGGAAUAGGCCGUCAAGCGUAUUGCUCAAUAAACCUUGCGGCUCGCUUCCUCGAGUCACGGCCAGUCUGUAAGCUAUGGCAAUAACUAAACUCCUUAAUAAUACUAUAUAGUUUAGUUAGUUAGCUAACCAUCUGAUGUAAGACUCCUUAAGUUUCAAGGCCUUAGUAUUGUGUGUUUUUUUUUAUUUAAAUAGUUGGUAGCAGAUUCUGUAAUUAAAUUGUUAUUAAACAUAAACAAAUAUUGCAAUUGUAUGCCAAAUAACUUACGCUUUUUAGGGCCUUAAUUUGA